Molecule: messenger RNA, 5147 nt
Organism: Bombus huntii
Lineage: Eukaryota; Metazoa; Arthropoda; Insecta; Hymenoptera; Apidae
Gene: LRR
Product: F-actin-uncapping protein LRRC16A
Exons: 24
Coding region: 113-4609 (1498 amino acids)
Biological process (GO): regulation of Arp2/3 complex-mediated actin nucleation; cell migration
Cellular component (GO): plasma membrane; lamellipodium
Molecular function (GO): protein binding
Source: RefSeq, a predicted model, not a curated record
CUUUAUCUUAACAUUUUUUUAAGCAAGAUAGAAAACUUUGGUCACCGUGUGACGAAAAAAACAAUGUCUUAAAUGGAUUCGUUGAUGUUUGAAAAAUAAGCCAAUUAACAAAAUGUCAACUAGAUCGCAACUUACGAAAGAUUUAAAUGAAUCGGUGAAAGCAUUAUUAGGUAAGCAUGUGAAAAUAUUAUUAAAGAAUGUCGUAAAAUUAGAAACAAAACAAGAUAAACAGGAAAAUCGUGUUCUGGUUUUUUCACCAUGCCGUUUGUUUCUCUUAACGGCCAAAGUGCCCACAAGAAUCGACUGCCAUUUUCAUUAUUUAGAAAUAACAUCUAUAGAAUCAAAAAGAGCAAACCAAUUAUCUUUAAGUGUUGGGGAAAGAUAUUACAAUUUUACUACUACUGGAGCAGGUGCAGAUACUACAGAAGUAGAUGCAAUGAUUGAGGCCUUACAUACUGCAAUUCGAAAUAUCUUUCCCACUGUACCAUUGAAUUAUAUUAUAAGAAAAAUAGAAGUAAUACCAGCUAGUAGACUGCAGAGUAUAAGAGGUAGUGAAUUAGCUAGAAGUACAGAAGCAACAAGACAUACUGGACCUUGUGGGGGGUUUUCGACCCAAUAUGCAUGUAUGUGUGAUUUACAUGGUGUACCAUAUAGAGAAGAAGUAGCCUGGGAUGUUGAUACAAUAUACCUCUCUCAUGAUACAAGAGAGCUAAAUUUAAGAGAUUUUGAUCAUUUGGAUCAAAAAGAUCUGGUGCCAAUCAUUUCUGCCUUGGAAUAUAAUACUUGGUUUACAAAAUUAAGGGCAUCUCAUCUUAAACUAAGUCACGAGCCUUUGGAAAGAUUGUUACAUGUUAUGCGUAGAUCCCUUUCCAUUCAGGAACUUUAUCUAGAUAAUCUUGGAAUAAAAUGGGACUUUGCGCACAAAUUAUCAUUAGCUCUAAUUUCAAAUGCUAAUACAAUGUUACAGACUAUUGAUCUAUCAUAUAAUACCAUUGAAGAUAAAGGAGCCUCUAGCUUGUGUGGGAUAAUAGCCAAAUUGCAAGGAGGUGCACAUUUAAGCGGACCUAUUGGAAAAUUACCCAAAGGUUUACAAAAAUUAAAUUUGGCACAUUGUGGACUAACUGGAAAAGGAAUAAGUCAAAUUGCACAUGCACUAAGUUUAAAUAGAAGCAUGCCAACUAGUUUGCAAUAUUUAAAUCUUUCAGAAAACUCUUUAAAAGAUGAUAUCAAUAAUUUAUGUAAUUUUUUGGCACAACCUAAUAGUCUAACUCAUUUAGAUCUAAGUGGUACAGAUACAACAUUAGAAUGUCUGUUUGGUGCUUUACUACGGGGUUGUGCAACUAAUCUAGUCCAUUUAAAUGUUGCUCGUAACUCCUUUUCAAGUAAAAAGACCAAAGAAAUACCUCCCAGCUUUAAACAGUUCUUUACUGCUACACUCUCAUUAAAGUACUUAAAUAUAUCUUGUUGUAAAUUGCCGCUAGAGGCAUUGAAACAUUUGUUACUUGGUUUGGCAUGCAAUGAAAGUACAGUUGGUUUAGAACUUGAUAUGAGUGGAAACAAUUUGGGCUCUAUGGGUGCUCAUGUAUUAGAAUCAUGCAUUCAUGGCGUACGUUGCAUAGCAUCAUUGGAUAUAUCAGAUAGUAAUAUGGAUGUUGAUUUAGCACAAGUAAUAACUGCUAUAGGAAAAAACAAGUCGAUCAAACAAUUAUACAUGGGUCGCAACACUGUUAGUAUGAAAAGCAAACAUAUUGCUGUUGUAAUGGAUGCCCUUGUGCAAAUGCUUCAAGAAGAUGAUUGCGUUUUGCAAGCAUUACAUUUACCAGAUUCUCGACUAAAAUCUGAUCUCUAUAAUCUUAUCAAUGCCCUUGGUAGUAACACAUGUCUUCAUACUUUAGAUAUUAGUGGUAAUCAGAUUGGAGAUCCUGGUGCCAGAUUAUUAGCAAAGGCAUUACAAAUUAAUAAUCAUUUGAGAACUAUUAUUUAUGAUAAAAAUAAUAUUACUCUUCAAGGUUAUGCUGAUAUUGUUCAUGCUUUAGAAAAGAAUUGCAGUGUAAGACAUAUGCCAUUUCCAAUUUAUGAUUUGCAACCUUGUAUGAAAACUUCAGCUGAAAAAACGGAACAAUUAGCUAAAAAAAUCCAGGACUUGUUACAAAGAAACGUUACUCCUUGUAAAUAUAGUCAUGGACAAGCAUUUAGAUUGCAACAAGGAUUUUUGUUAAGCUCCACACAACAAAUGGUUGAUAGAUUGGUUGUACAGACGCAAGACACUAUUAAAGCUAUUGCUGCGGAAAGCUGCGAUGCUAAUAAUGACAUUAAUUAUGCAACUGGACUCAUACAAGAUGCAGAUAAUUCAAAACAGCUUUUACCAAGAUUGCACGAAGUUCUUCAACGACGAGAUGAAAAUAAUCCAAUAGAAUUAAAAUUACACGAAAUGGCAAAUGAAUUGCAUAAAGUUGUAACCAUAUAUUUACAGGAUUCCUUAGAUGCUAUGAUAAAGUGUGCAAAUGAACAGUGUCCUACGAUACUUUCUCAAACGGUAAUUAGAGGCGAUGAAAGUGAAUCAGUUGCAGUGGAAGAUGAUCUACGAAGUAGUUGCAAAGAAAAAAAUCAAAUUAGUAGUGAAUUCAUACAUACCACUAUCACAGAGCAAGCUGGGGCGGAUAUAGUCAAUAGAGUCAAUGAAUUAAAUUUGGCAGUUGCUGCACAUGUAUCCGACAGAAUAACAGAUGAAGUAAUUGAAUCAUUGUCAAGAAGCUAUAAAAACUUAAUUGGUGACUGUGAUAGUAGAACAAGAAGCAGUACGCCUGAUGUGUUGCGGCCUAGUGCUGGUUCAAUGAGUAGUGGAAGUGUUAUAGGAGUUACAAGUACUGUAGGUGUAUCUACAGCAUUACCAGUUGGUAGAACCAGUAUUGCCUCAGAAGAAGAUUGUCCACCAGAAACUUAUUCACUUGUGAAUUCUAUCGGUCAAUGUUCCAGUGAUCAAUCUCCAAUGAAAUUGGAUUAUUUAAAUCUUGCUACGCCACAUUUAUCAAAUAAACGAAAAAGUUUACAUGGAAGGAAAUUGCGGCCGAAAUCUGUAGUCGAUUCUGUGGAAGGUCUUUCAGCUGAUGACAUUCCAGAUCUGUUACCAUCCUUACCAAAAAGUCAAGCAGAAGCUAUUUCAGAAACAGAACAUUCUUUAACAGAAUCACUAGAUUCUGUUUCUGAAUUACCUAAUACUGUAGGACAGCAACUGCAACAUUUAGUAAAAUCUAGACCACGCAGAACAAAAACUAGAGCACCUACAAGACCAAUGCUGAGACCAGAUCAACCAGUGGAUGGUCUUGCUCUUGGAGAAGGCCUCGAUGUAUUUUUCAGACCAACUACACCAACAACACCUCUUAUAUCCCCCACAAGUGAUGACAGCUCUUUGCAUACUUUUCCAACGGAUGGUAGCCCAAAUUUAUCUCUUACGAGUCAUAAAAGUAUUCCACCUGAGACGGAUAAAAAACCUGGCUGUAGCUCUCCAAUGUUAAAAACACUUCUUGAGCCUGCCCCGCGAUCACGAUCUAGCGAUAAUUUAGAAAAGUUUUCUCCUCUUGUUGGCAGGAGAUCUCAAGGUGAUUCGCCGUUAACUGCAUCUCCAUUAACUCGGCGAAAUACAACAGACAAUGCGCAAAAUCAUGAAAGAAUUCUUACAAAAUCUGAUAGCAACAAAGAUACAAGUAAUAAUGUAUGUAAUAAUUGUGUCGGUAAUACAGCUGAUACAUCUAAACGUAGUACAUUACCCAUUAUUGGUUCUGGUACAAGUACACGCAGUUUACGAGAUUCGGAUGAAAAUAGUAAGGUAUUACAACAAACAACUGCUACAAAUUCCUCGGAUAAAGAUGCAACAGCUGUUCCUAAAGAUUACGAAACUAGGAAAAGUUUAACAAAAAAAUCUGCAGUAGAUACAGAUAAGACUGCAAAUCAACCUUUACCUUCUCUUAAAUUAAGAUCGACAGGUUUUGAUCUUCGUAGCCCAACAAAUGGUAGCAGUACAAAAAGUAAUUCGGAAGUAUCGAAAUCUCCAGUGUUAAGGUCUCUAACCAAAGGAAAUAGUUCACUUACAGAUGGAAAAAGCAAUGGUGCUCUUUCCAAAACUAAACCUGUUCCGCCUAUAACAGCUCCUAAACCAAGACCCUGGAGCAUGGCUACUGAUAGAAAAUCUGGAGAAUUUAAUUUAUUAAGCGAUGGUUCUAGUCCAAAUACUUCAGCUGGAAAUACACCUGAUUCUGGAGAUGCACUUGAUGAAUCAACGGAUAGUGGUGUAAGUGGUCCUGCUUCAUUACCGCCGACGUUAUCAGCAAGUAGUACUGCUAGUUCUUUAAGCAAUGCCAGUGUAGAGAAAAGGUCAGUGAGGGAAUUGGCAGCUAGUUUAAACAAAAGUAAAACUGAAAGAAAAGAGAAUGAGCAUACCGCACCUGCAGCAUGGAGGUCGGUGCUUCAACGUUCUAUCAACCAACCAGAUGUCAAGGUAACGGAAGUGCCGAAAACGGUUGAAGAAAAUCGUAUAAGUUUUAAACUUCGACGUACUUCAUUUUUACGUGACUCAAAUUUCAACUACAAUAAUGACGUAGUUGACGUUUGAUCGUGACUUAAUACAGUAAUAAUUUACAAAUUAAUGUCAAUGACUGGAUACUUAUUAAGAUAUCUUUUAUCAAAGUAUUUUAUAUUGGGCACAAAAAUCUACGAUGUGACACGUUUGUACUUGUGCCAUAUGAAGUCAAAUGCAAAAGCAAGUGUGCUAACUCAAUAUUUAGGGACAGGGUACUGGGGUCUUUAUAGAAAGUACCAAUUUAUUAUUAAGGUGGCAUUAAAAAUUUUAUAGUUUUUUAUAGAACUGUAAUUUUAACGCAGUUUAUCUUAAUUUAGAAGUAAAUAUCUCUAUUUAAUGUACUAAAAUCAUUUAAUAUUUUCAAUGCAAUAAGUUAAAACACUUACUUCUAUGAAGAACAUACUAAAUGCUUCUACAUUCCUCCAGAUUUUUAGAAAGAAAUCAGUUUGAUAUUGUCAAUGAUAUUAUUUGGAAGAUGAGCCAUGUUAUGUUUGUUUUAACAUUUAAAUAUUUAUAUAUUGUUUGUCUGUAUAUUUAAACUGAUAGACUUUAAUAUAGAUCAUAAAUUACA